AUGACCACCUGCAGCCGCCAGUUCACCUCCUCCAGCUCCAUGAAGGGCUCCUGCGGCAUCGGGGGCGCCCCCAGCCGCAUCUCCUCCGUCCUGGCCGGAGGAUCCUGCCGGGCUCCUAGCACCUAUGGGGGCCUGUCGGUCUCCUCCUCCCGCUUCUCCUCAGGGGGAGCCUGUGGGCUGGGGGGCGGCUAUGGUGGUGGCUUCAGCAGCAGCAGCAGCUUUGGUGGGGCCCUAGGUAGUGGCUUUGGUGGAGGAUAUGGUGGCGGCUUCGGUGGUGGAUUCGGUGGUGGCUUUGGUGCUGGCUUUGGCGCUGGCUUUGGUGGUGGUGAUGGCUUGCUCUCCGGAAAUGAGAAGAUCACCAUGCAGAACCUCAAUGACCGCCUGGCCUCCUACCUGGACAAGGUGCGUGCCUUGGAGGAGGCCAACGCUGACCUGGAGGUGAAGAUCCGUGACUGGUACCAGAGGCAGCGGCCCACUGAGGUCAAAGACUACAGCCCCUACUUCAGGACCAUUGAGGAUCUGAAGAGCAAGAUCAUCACAGCCACCAUUGAGAAUGCACAGCCCAUCCUGCAGAUUGACAAUGCCAGGCUGGCGGCCGAUGACUUCAGGACCAAGUAUGAGCAUGAGCUGGCCAUGCGCCAGAGCGUGGAGGCCGACAUCAACGGCCUGCGCAGGGUGCUGGACGAGCUGACCCUGGCCAGGACUGACCUGCAGAUGCAGAUCGAGAGCCUGAAUGAGGAGCUGGCCUACCUGAAGAAGAACCACGAGGAGGAGAUGCUUGCCAUGCGGGGCCAGACUGGUGGGGAUGUCAGUGUGGAGAUGGACGCAGCCCCUGGUGUGGACCUGAGCCGCAUCCUGAAUGAGAUGCGUGACCAGUAUGAGCAGAUGGCAGAGAAGAACCGCAGAGAUGCCGAGGCCUGGUUCCUGAGCAAGACUGAGGAGCUGAACAAAGAAGUGGCGUCUAACAGUGAGCUGAUACAGAGCGGCCGCAGUGAGGUGUCUGAGCUCCGGAGGGUGUUCCAGGGCCUGGAGAUCGAGCUGCAGUCCCAGCUCAGCAUGAAAGCAUCCCUGGAGAACAGCCUGGAGGAGACCAAAGGCCGCUACUGCAUGCAGCUGGCUCAGAUUCAGGGGAUGAUCAGCAGCGUUGAGGAGCAGCUGGCACAGCUGCGCUGCGAGAUGGAGCAGCAGAGCCAGGAGUACAAGAUCCUGCUGGACGUGAAGACACGCCUGGAGCAGGAGAUCGCCACCUACCGCCGCCUGCUGGAGGGCGAGGACGCCCACCUCUCCUCCUCCCAGCACACAUCUGGCCAGUCCUAUUCUUCCCACGAUGUUUCCUAUUCGUCUUCCUCUUCAUCAUCUACUGGCCGCCAGACCCGGCCCAUCCUCAAGGAACAGAGCUCCUUCAGCCAGAGCCAGAGUCAGAGCUCCAAGCACUAAGAUGCUUUGACCAAAGCCUCCUGCCCAUCCGCCGGCCUCUCUUCCUGAAGGCCUGGGUCAGGACCCUGUUCUCCCAGCGCAGUUCCCAGCUGUCUCC
Messenger RNA from Tupaia belangeri chinensis (Chinese tree shrew), 1534 nucleotides. RefSeq names its product keratin 16 (gene KRT16). The record is from RefSeq and is a predicted model, not a curated record. Gene Ontology annotation, biological process: intermediate filament organization; epithelial cell differentiation. Gene Ontology annotation, molecular function: structural molecule activity. Gene Ontology annotation, cellular component: keratin filament; cytoskeleton. Lineage: Eukaryota; Metazoa; Chordata; Mammalia; Scandentia; Tupaiidae.